Molecule: messenger RNA, 4413 nt
Organism: Diceros bicornis minor
Lineage: Eukaryota; Metazoa; Chordata; Mammalia; Perissodactyla; Rhinocerotidae
Gene: SMARCA1
Product: SWI/SNF related, matrix associated, actin dependent regulator of chromatin, subfamily a, member 1
Exons: 24
Coding region: 102-3173 (1023 amino acids)
Biological process (GO): regulation of transcription by RNA polymerase II; nucleosome organization
Cellular component (GO): chromatin; nucleus
Molecular function (GO): ATP hydrolysis activity; nucleosome binding; ATP-dependent chromatin remodeler activity
Source: RefSeq, a predicted model, not a curated record
CCCACCCCUGCUUCAUCCAGCCUUUUCCAGUGCAGCCACUGCCGCCGCCCGGGAGCCCUCGUCCCUUUCCUCGUCCCCCUCCUCGUUCCCGCUCCAGCGCCAUGGAGCCGGACACCGCUGCAUUGGCAGCCACCGUGGCAGCCGCUGAUGCGACCGCCACAAUCGUGGUCAUAGAGGACGAGCAGCCGGGGCCGUCCACCUCCAAGGAGGAGGGAGCGGCCGCCGCGGCCACCGCGGUCACCGAAGCCACCGUGGCCACGGAGAAGGGCGAGAAGAAGAAGGAGAAAAACGUUUCUCCAUUUCAACUCAAACUUGCUGCUAGAGCUUCUAAAUCUGAAAAGGAAAUGGACCCAGAAUAUGAAGAGAAAAUGAAAGCAGACCGAGCCAAGAGAUUUGAAUUUUUACUGAAGCAGACAGAACUUUUUGCACAUUUCAUUCAACCUUCAGCACAGAAAUCUCCAACAUCUCCUCUGAACAUGAAAUUGGGACGUCCUCGAAUAAAGAAAGAUGACAAGCAAAGCUUAAUUUCUGCUGGAGACUACCGCCACAGGCGCACAGAACAAGAAGAAGAUGAAGAACUACUCUCAGAAAGUCGGAAAACAUCUAACGUGUGUGUUAGAUUUGAGGUGUCACCUUCGUAUGUGAAAGGAGGACCAUUGAGAGAUUAUCAGAUUCGAGGACUGAACUGGUUGAUCUCUUUGUAUGAAAAUGGAGUCAAUGGUAUUUUGGCUGAUGAAAUGGGUCUUGGUAAGACUUUACAAACGAUUGCUUUGCUUGGUUACCUGAAACAUUACCGAAACAUUCCCGGACCUCACAUGGUUUUAGUUCCAAAGUCUACUUUACAUAACUGGAUGAAUGAAUUUAAGCGAUGGGUCCCAUCUCUCCGUGUUAUUUGUUUCGUCGGAGACAAGGAUGCGAGAGCUGCUUUUAUUCGUGAUGAAAUGAUGCCAGGAGAAUGGGAUGUUUGUGUUACUUCUUAUGAGAUGGUAAUUAAAGAAAAAUCUGUAUUCAAAAAGUUUCAUUGGCGAUACCUAGUCAUUGAUGAGGCUCACAGAAUAAAGAAUGAAAAGUCUAAGCUUUCAGAGAUUGUUCGUGAGUUCAAGUCAACUAACCGCUUGCUCCUAACUGGAACACCUUUGCAGAAUAAUCUGCACGAACUCUGGGCGUUACUCAACUUUUUAUUGCCUGAUGUCUUUAAUUCUGCAGAUGACUUUGAUUCUUGGUUUGACACUAAAAAUUGUCUUGGUGAUCAAAAACUUGUGGAAAGACUUCAUGCAGUUUUAAAACCAUUUUUGUUACGUCGUAUAAAAACUGAUGUAGAGAAGAGCCUGCCUCCUAAAAAAGAAAUAAAGAUUUAUUUGGGACUGAGUAAAAUGCAACGAGAAUGGUAUACAAAAAUCCUGAUGAAAGAUAUUGAUGUUUUAAACUCUGCUGGCAAAAUGGACAAGAUGCGACUUUUAAACAUUCUGAUGCAGCUUCGAAAGUGUUGUAAUCAUCCUUACCUGUUUGAUGGUGCUGAGCCUGGUCCACCUUAUACCACUGAUGAGCACAUUGUCAGUAACAGUGGUAAAAUGGUAGUUCUUGAUAAACUAUUGGCCAAACUCAAAGAACAGGGUUCAAGGGUUCUCAUUUUUAGCCAGAUGACUCGCUUGCUGGAUAUUUUGGAGGAUUAUUGUAUGUGGCGUGGUUAUGAGUAUUGUCGACUGGAUGGACAAACCCCACACGAAGAAAGAGAGGAUAAAUUCCUAGAAGUGGAAUUACUGGGUCAGAGGGAAGCAAUAGAGGCCUUUAAUGUUCCGAAUAGUAGCAAAUUCAUCUUUAUGCUGAGUACAAGGGCUGGAGGUCUCGGAAUUAACCUGGCAAGUGCUGAUGUGGUAAUACUAUAUGAUUCAGACUGGAAUCCACAGGUUGAUCUACAAGCUAUGGAUCGAGCACAUCGUAUUGGUCAGAAGAAGCCAGUACGUGUGUUCCGUCUCAUCACUGACAACACUGUUGAAGAAAGGAUUGUAGAAAGAGCUGAGAUUAAACUGAGACUCGACUCAAUUGUUAUACAACAAGGAAGACUCAUUGACCAACAGUCUAAUAAGCUAGCAAAAGAGGAAAUGUUGCAAAUGAUACGUCAUGGGGCCACACAUGUUUUUGCUUCUAAAGAAAGUGAGCUGACAGAUGAAGACAUUACAACUCUUCUGGAAAGAGGGGAAAAGAAGACUGCAGAGAUGAAUGAACGCUUGCAGAAAAUGGGAGAGUCUUCUCUGAGAAAUUUUAGAAUGGACACUGAACAAAGUUUGUACAAGUUUGAAGGAGAAGAUUAUAGAGAGAAACAGAAGCUUGGUAUGGUGGAAUGGAUUGAACCUCCUAAACGAGAACGCAAAGCAAACUAUGCAGUGGAUGCCUACUUUAGAGAGGCUUUACGUGUCAGCGAGCCAAAGGUUCCAAAGGCUCCACGACCUCCAAAGCAGCCAAAUGUUCAGGAUUUUCAGUUUUUCCCACCACGUUUAUUUGAGCUUCUGGAAAAGGAAAUUCUUUAUUAUCGGAAGACAAUAGGCUAUAAGGUCCCAAGGAAUCCUGAUAUCCCAAAUCCAGCUGUGGCUCAAAGAGAGGAGCAAAAAAAGAUUGAUGGAGCUGAACCUCUUACACCAGAAGAGACUGAAGAAAAGGAAAAACUUCUCACACAAGGAUUCACAAACUGGACUAAGCGAGAUUUUAACCAGUUUAUUAAAGCUAAUGAAAAGUAUGGAAGAGAUGACAUUGAUAAUAUAGCUCGAGAGGUGGAGGGCAAAUCCCCCGAAGAGGUCAUGGAGUAUUCAGCUGUAUUUUGGGAACGUUGCAAUGAAUUACAGGACAUUGAGAAAAUUAUGGCUCAGAUUGAACGCGGAGAAGCAAGAAUUCAACGAAGGAUCAGUAUCAAGAAAGCCCUGGAUGCCAAAAUUGCAAGAUACAAGGCUCCAUUUCAUCAGUUACGUAUUCAGUAUGGAACCAGCAAAGGAAAGAACUAUACUGAGGAAGAAGAUAGAUUCUUGAUUUGUAUGUUACACAAAAUGGGCUUUGAUAGAGAAAAUGUGUAUGAAGAAUUAAGACAGUGUGUACGGAAUGCUCCUCAGUUUAGAUUUGACUGGUUUAUCAAGUCUAGAACUGCCAUGUUCAAGUUGAAUAAAAAGAAGAGAAGAUGCUAAUUUUGGUGCUUUGUAAGAUGAGAUAUUUCUUAAAACUUCAACACAAAUUUAGAGUGUUCUUGGAUUGUUAUUAGAAUGUGCCUAUCAAGUUUAUGGAAUACAUAAUGCUGGGAGAGCUAGCAAAUACUUUGGGUCAAGCCAAGAUCCAAAAGGAACUAGAGCAAUUGGAAUGAUAGGUGGGUUGACUCUCACAACAUGACAUUUAAUAGGGAUAAAUGUAAAGUGCUAUACUUGUACAAAAGAAUAUGCAGUGUGUAUAUGUUAAUAAGAUACAGUAGGAAGAAUUGAGAAAAGAAUAAAAAAGAUAAGAAUGAAUCUGUAGCAUGAAGGACUGAGGUUGGAUGUAGGGAAGAGUUGUUUGACAGAGUUCUUUGCAUCACUGAAAUAGAUGAUUGAAGAACAAUGUAGAAUAGCUUUUCUAUAAGCCUUGAAAAUGAGAUUCUAUUUUGACUGUCUGAAGACUUUGACAGUGAGCUAGUUGGCCUUAAAAGGUGCCUUCUAGCUCGGUGCAUCUGUGACCAUGUUUAGCAGAGAACUCCUUUCAAAAGCCAUGCAUUUAACAUUUUUAGCCAUUUGGGAUUUUAUGCGUGUAAUGAUCUAAUUUAGAGCAGCAUCAAUAACUUGUAAAAAACAAUUGCCUACCUGCAUUUGUCGGUUAAUCAUGUUUUAGAUCAUACCUGCCCUUUUAUGUGAUGUAACAUUUGCUGAAUUUUGAGUAUUAUUUCAGUGAUAUUUUACUAAUUUUUUAAAAGGUUGAUAGUUUAAUGCUGUUUUCAGUUUCCGGAAUCAUUAGACUAAAACAGUAGGAUGAAACACAUGCAAAGAAAAUCUUAUGUUAUUUGUAAUAUGAACAUGACUGUAGAACUAUGUAAUCUUAUUUCAUCUUCCAAGAAAAAACCCAAUAUAUUAACAACCACUAGAUGUCUCUGAACUCCCUUGUAAAUAAUCUUUUUAUCCUCCAUCUUCUUUCUGCAAGACAUUUACUUCUUUCUUUACUAAGAGAUAUAAAUCUCUAAUGUAUAUUUUCCAAAGAACAGAUGUUAACCAUAUAGAUGAUUGCAAAAUGAAACCUUUAUUUUGUUGUCUGUUAAAAAUGAAGACACCUCUGUCCUUAAUUACCUUCCGGAGGGUGGAAUUUAUGAUUUCUAAAGAAUCUUUAAAACGUGUAAUAGUUUAUUUCAUAUUUAAGUACUUUAAUCCAAAUUUUUUUGUUUAUUAAAUUUCUAUCAUAUUGUUUUUA